Molecule: messenger RNA, 2821 nt
Organism: Aptenodytes forsteri (emperor penguin)
Lineage: Eukaryota; Metazoa; Chordata; Aves; Sphenisciformes; Spheniscidae
Gene: MAP1S
Product: microtubule associated protein 1S
Exons: 6
Coding region: 1-2811 (936 amino acids)
Biological process (GO): dendrite development; regulation of microtubule depolymerization; axonogenesis
Cellular component (GO): synapse; neuronal cell body; microtubule
Molecular function (GO): microtubule binding; actin binding
Source: RefSeq, a predicted model, not a curated record
AUGGACCCCCACCCUGCGUGCAGCCUCGUCCUGCUGGGCACCGUGGAGCCGGCGCUGGGGCUCCAGCCGGCCGAGAGCCUGCCCGGGCAGAGCCGGGAGGAGAUGGAGCUGGUAGGGGAGAUCCUGAGCUCCGCGGACCCUUCGGCCAAGGCCAGGCUGACUGUCAGCUGCCCCGACUUUGGGGAGUGGAGGGACUCGGGCUUGGACCAUCACAACCUCCAGGACUUCAUUGAGCUGCGCUACAACCCGGGCUGCAUCCUGCCAGAGAUGGAGGGGCUGGAGGAGUUCAUGGAGUACCUCUCGGAGUCGCUGGAGCCCCAGUCCCCCUUUGACCUCCUCGAGCCCCCCACCAUGGUCGGCUUCCUCAAGCUCUCCAAGCCCUGCUGCUAUAUCUUCCCGGGUGGGAGAGGGGAUUCGGCUUUUUUUGCCGUCAACGGCUUCAACGUCCUGGUCAACGGAGGCUCCAACCCCAAGUCAUCCUUCUGGAAGCUGGUCCGGCACCUGGACCGCAUUGACUCCAUCCUGGUGACGCACGCAGGCACAGACAGCCUGCCCGGUGUCAACAGCCUGCUGCAGAGGAAGCUGGCUGAGCUGGAGGAAGAUCCGUCCCAGAGCUCGCAGGGCAACGGGGACUGGGCGAAGAACCUCAUCUCCCCGGAGCUGGGUGUCGUCUUCCUCAACGCCUCCGAGAAGCUGAAGGACAUCGAGGGUAACUCCCGGGUGCUGAAGAGCUGCGACGAGGCUGCCCUGACCCUGCACUACCUGGACAAGCUGGGCAUCCGUCCCAACCCGCUGUCCCGGGACAGCGGACCUCGCGCAGAGCCCACCGUCCUUUUCCAGAAGAUGGGAGUGGGCCGGUUGGACAUGUACGUCCUGAACCCCGUGAAGGGCACCAAGGAGCUGGAGUUUCUCCUGCAGCAAUGGUCAGGCAACAGCUACCCCAAGGAGCAGGACUUGCCCCUGCAGUGCCUGACCUCCGUCUGCGCCCUGCUCGUCUGGCACCCCGUCAGCCCCUCCGAGAAGAUCAUCCGGGUCCUCUUCCCUGGCUGCACGCCCCAGGGCCGCAUCCUGGAGGGGCUGGAGAAGGUGAAGCACCUGGAGUUCCUCAAGCAUCCUGUGGUCACCAAGAACGAUUUGAAGGGGCCGCCGGCAUCCCAACCUGAGAAGCUGCUCAAGCAGAGGAGGGCAGAGAGCAAGGAGAGCCUGAAGUCGGCUUCCAAGCUCAGCUUGGUGGACGCUGGGGCACCGGUGCCGAAGGAGAAGGCUCCGAAGGUGGAGAGGAAGGAGGUGAAGGCAGGGACCAAGGAGAAGCCAAAAUCCCUGGGGGAGACGGCCAGAGCCGGGUUGGAAGAGGAGAAAGCCAAGGAUGCUCGAGCCAAGCUGGACUCUUCGACGGAGAAGCUGAAGGCAGACGCAAAGCCAAAGCUGAGCAAGGAGAAGGCGGUGCCCAGGAAGGAGCCUGUCCCCCGGAAAGAGGAGAAGAAGCCGCUGAAGAAGGAUGAGGGGGCUGAGGUGAAGGGGGAGGCCAAGAAGGAGGUGAAGGUGGCGAAGAAGGAGGUGAAGGCUGAGACGCUGCGGAAGGACGCGAAGGAGAACAAGGCAGAGGCCAAGGCUCCUGCCAAGACCCCGGCCCGGAAAACUCUGGUCCCGGAGACCCGCAAACCCCUGGCCAAGGCUGGCAGCAUCAAGAAACCCCCCCUCAAGAAGGAGCCGGAGAAGCCCAAGGCCAAAGCCCCCCGGGAGGCAGGCGGCAGGAAGGAGCCGGGGACGUCGGACGGCUCCAAGUCCUCCUCCCCCGAGGACAUGCUGCUGGAGGCCGAGCGGGGCCGGGGGGCCGCCUCACCGGGGGCUGGCGGGAGGAGGAGGAGGAAGGAGGAAUCGACGGACGAGGGCAUCACCACGGCCGAGAGCGAGCUGGAGCCCUCGCCGCUGGAGAACCGGGGGGCCGGGGGACGGGCGGGGACCGGGGCCCCAUCCCGCAACGGCCUGGAGGACCCCGACAGCCCCCAGCGUUUCCGCUACCUGGAGAGCAGCCCCUUGAGAGCCGUCUGCCCCCCCUCGCCCCUGGCCAAGACCCCCAAGAGCGACCGCAGCGUCAACUUCGACCUGACGCCCACCGGGAUGCUCAACCACGGCCCCGAGGGCGGCGAGGACGCCUGCGGCAGCUCCGAGGAGAAGACCCUGGAGAUGAUGUCUCCGGCCAGCUCGGGGCCGGCCAGCGCCGGGCACACUCCCUUCCACCAGUCGCCGGUGGACGAUGAGAAGCAGGCGGGCUGCCUCUCCCUCAGCCCCUUCAAGGACGACGUCCCCGACGUGUCCCCCACCAUCACCACCCCCUCGCUGCCGGCUGAGGUGGGCUCCCCGCACUCCACCGAGGUGGAUGAGUCGCUCUCAGUCUCCUUCGAGCAGGUGCUGCCACCCGUCAGCGAGUCCCCACCGGAGGAGGGCAGGCGCCCACCAGGCCCCCCCGUCUAUGUGGACCUGGCGUACCUGCCCGGCUCCUGGAGCGCCCGGACGGUGGACGAGGAGUUUUUCCGGCGCGUCCGCUCCCUCUGCUACGUGGUCAGUGGCGACGACCACCUGAAGGAAGGCGUCCUGCGCUCCCUCCUCGACGCCCUGCUCGCCGGCAAGCACCAGUGGGGCACCGACAUCCAGGUGACCUUGAUCCCCACCUUCGACUCGCUGGUGAUGCACGAGUGGUACCAGGAGACCCACGACCGGCAGCAGGAGCUGGGCAUCACGGUGCUGGGCAGCAACAGCACCGUGGCCAUGCAGGAUGAGACCUUCCCCGCCUGCAAGGUGGAGUUCUGAGAUGGGGGGG